Arctia plantaginis is the source of this 1107-nucleotide messenger RNA. The record is from the annotation of a GenBank genome assembly. NCBI's taxonomy places the organism in Eukaryota, Metazoa, Arthropoda, Insecta, Lepidoptera, Erebidae.
AUGAUGGGCAUUCGCAACUCAGUUUCUUCUAGGUUUCGACAAUCAUGUCCAGGUAUUGUAAUUAUCAAAUGCAUCUGCCACUCGCUACACCUGUGUGCUAGUGAUGCCGCUAAAGAAAUACCUUCAGAAUGUGAACAACUGGCACGCGACGUUUACAAUCAUUUUAAAUCGAGCAGCAAACGCCAAAGUCAGUUUAAGGCUUUUCAAAAUUUCGUCGAGGUUGAUGUACACAAAAUACUACGUCCAGCCCAAACAAGAUGGCUAUCGCUAUCAUCGGUUGUAGACCGAUUGCUGGAACAAUGGGACGCACUACGUCUCUAUUUCGACAGUAAAUGGUUAGAUGAUCGCGAAUGCAGGGAAAUCCACAAACGACUAAAUGACCCAAUAAUCAAAGCCUACUACUAUUUUCUGUCAUGGAUGUUACCCAAAUUUGCAAAUGCAAAUGCUUACUUUCAAAGUGAAAGUACUGUUAUUACAGAAAUGCACACUAAAAUGAGAGAUUUAUAUAGAAAUCUGAUCAAACUUGUGAUGCAGCCGGAGUGCAUGCUCGAUGACAAGCUCAUUGAUCCUACCAACGAAAAUCUUUAUCUAAAUCUCGAUGACAUAUAUCUUGGUCUCGGCGUCCGCAAACAACUAUCGCUACCUGAAGUGGCAAAUAAUGAAAAUGACAUACGUGAGUUCAGAAGUAAGUGCAGAAAAUUCAUUUUAAGAGCUAUCAUUGGAAUAAGAAAAAGGUACAGCCUCGACGAUGAACUCCUACACGCAGUUUCUACAAUCAGUUCAGAAGCUUGUCUAUCACUGCUAUCACACGAAAGACCCUCCACCUUGGCCCCUCUUUUCACGAUGUUGCCAAGAAUAGCUCCCAAAUCGUUACAGGAACAGCAGGAUUUAGAUGACCAAUGGAGAUGUUUGCCAUCAUACAAACAGAACACACUUCAGAGCCUUCAGAUAUAUUUUGGCAUCAGGUUGCCCAACUACAAAACAAAGAUGGAAAAAAACCAUUUUCAACCUUGUCCAACUUCAUGCUGCAAAUUUUAUGCCUACCACACUCUACUGCGAAAGAGUUUUCAUCCAAAUAAACGACAUCAAAACCGACAAGAGGAAUAA